AUGGGGAGCGGAGGCGUGAUCCACUGUAGGUGUGCCAAGUGUUUCUGUUAUCCUUCAAAGCGGAGAAUAAGAAGGAGACCUCGAAACCUCACAAUCUUGAAUCUCCCUGAAGAUGCACUCUUUCAUAUCCUGAAAUGGCUUUCUGUUGGAGAUAUCCUCGCUGUCCGAGCUGUACAUUCCCACCUGAAGUACUUGGUGGACAACCAUGCCAGCGUGUGGGCAUGCGCCAGCUUCCAGGAGCUGUGGCCUUCUCCAGGGAACCUGAAGCUCUUUGAAAGGGCUGCUGAGAAAGGGAACUUUGAAGCUGCCGUGAAGCUGGGCAUUGCCUACCUCUACAACGAAGGCUUGUCAGUGUCUGACGAGGCCCGGGCGGAAGUGAACGGCCUGAAGGCAUCUCGCUACUUCAGCCUGGCGGAGCGGCUGAACGUGGGCGCCGCACCCUUCAUCUGGCUCUUCAUCCGCCCGCCUUGGUCGGUGUCCGGGAGCUGCUGCAAGGCCGUGGUUCACGAGAGCCUCAGGGCGGAGUGCCAGCUACAGAAAACCCACAGGGCGUCCAUACUGCACUGCCUGGGAAGGGUGCUGAGCCUCUUCGAGGAUGAAGAGAAGCAGAAGCAGGCCCGGAACCUGUUUGAAGAGUCCGCUAACCAGGGGUGUCUGACCAGCUCUUACCUCCUCUGGGAGAGUGACAGGCGGAUGGAUAUGCUGGACCCCGGACGGUGCCUCCACAGCUUCCGGAAGCUCAGGGACUUUGCUGCCAAAGGCUGCUGGGAAGCGCAGCUGUCUCUAGCCAAAGCCUGUGCACACGGACACCAGCUUGGAUUGGAAGCAAAAGCCUCCAGCGAGAUAGUCUGCCAGUUGUUCCAGGCUUCCCAUGCUGUCAAUAAGCAGAGGGUCUUCUCUGUCCAGAAGGGGCUCAAUGACACGAUGAGGUACAUCCUCAUCGACUGGCUGGUGGAGGUCGCAACCAUGAAGGACUUCUCGAGCCUGUGUCUCCACCUGACCGUGGAGUGCGUGGACCGGUACCUACGGAGGCGGCUGGUGCCCCGGUACCGGCUGCAGCUGCUGGGCAUCGCCUGCAUGGUCAUCUGCACGCGGUUCAUUAGCAAAGAGAUCCUGACGAUCCGGGAGGCCGUGUGGCUCACAGACAACACAUACAAGUACGAGGACCUGGUGAGGAUGAUGGGCGAGAUCAUCUCGGCCCUGGACGGGAAGAUCCGGGUCCCCACCGUGGUCGAUUACAAGGAUGUCCUACUGACGCUGGUCCCCAUGGCACCAAGAACCCAGCACUUGUGCGGCUUCCUCUGCGAGCUCUCCCUGCUGCAUACCAGCCUGGCUGCCUACGCCCCGGCCCACCUGGCUGCGGCUGCCCUGCUGCUGGCAAGGCUGACACACAGGCAGACGCAGCCCUGGACCACCCAGUUGUGGGACCUCACUGGCUUCUCCUGUGAAGACCUCAUCCCCUGUGUCUUAAGUCUUCAUCAGAAGUGCUUCCACGAUGACGCCCCCAAGGACUAUAGGCAGGUGUCUCUCACUGCCGUCAAGCAGCGAUUCGAGGACAAGCGCUAUGAGGAGAUCAGCCUGGAAGAGGUGCUGAGCUACGGCCAGCUGUGUGCCGCCCUGGGCGUGAAGCAGGAGAGCCCAGAACCUGCGCCUUUCCUCAGCGCAGGUGAUAUUCACGCCUUCCUCAGCUCGCCCUCUGGGAGGAGGACCAAGCGGAAGCGGGAGAACAGCCUCCAGGAGGACAGGGGCAGCUUCGUCACCACGCCCACCGCCGAGCUGUCUAGCCAGGAGGAGACGCUGCUGGGCAGCUUCCUGGACUGGAGCCUGGACUACUGCUCGGGCUACGAGGGCGACCAGGAGAGCGAGGGCGAGAAGGAGGGCGACGUGACGGCUCCCAGCGGCGUCCUCGAUGUCACCGUGGUCUACCUGAGCCCGGAGGAGCACUGCUGUCAGGAGUCCAGCGACGAGGAGGCCUGCCCGGAGGAGGCAUGGGGGGCCCAGGACACACAGGUGCUGGCGCCGGGCCGCCAGGCACUGCGGACCCCAGGGCCGGAGCUCCCCCUAUGCGGCAGGCAGGGGCUGGGCAAGGACGUCACGACAUCGGGGUACUCCUCCGUCAGCAGCGCGAGUCCCACAGACUCCAGGCAGGCCUCAGGGGGGCCCCCCCAGUCUACCUCAGAGCUGCCCACGGGCAGCAGCUUGAACACACAGCCCUGCCACCACCACACCCGGAAGUCAUGUUUACAGUGUCGCCCCCCCAGCCCCCCAGAGAGCUGUGUUCCCCAACAGCAGGUGAAGAGGAAAAACCUGUCGGCCCCCAGCGAGGAGGAGGAGGACAUGAACUUGGGCUUCUUGAAGCUGUGA
Rangifer tarandus platyrhynchus (Svalbard reindeer) is the source of this 2364-nucleotide messenger RNA. The record is from the annotation of a GenBank genome assembly. Lineage: Eukaryota; Metazoa; Chordata; Mammalia; Artiodactyla; Cervidae.